Zea mays is the source of this 884-nucleotide messenger RNA. Its product is annotated as harpin inducing protein. The transcript has a single exon. Bases 15 to 656 code for a protein of 213 amino acids. Gene Ontology annotation, biological process: defense response to other organism. The record is from RefSeq and is marked validated. Lineage: Eukaryota; Viridiplantae; Streptophyta; Magnoliopsida; Poales; Poaceae. Gene Ontology annotation, cellular component: plasma membrane; plasmodesma.
CCGAUACAAGUUCGAUGGGCAGCAAGACGGGCGCCGUGUCGUCGUUGCUGUGCUGCCCUUGCCGGUGCCUCUUCUGCGGCGUGCUCAGCUGCCUCUUCAGCGUGCUCGCCUGCAUUUUCUGCGUCGCCGCCCUCGUCGCCCUCGUCCUCUUCCUCCUGUUCCGGCCCCACAUCAUCCGCGCCACCGCUAUCUCCGCCGACCUCUCCGACUUCACCCUCACCCCGCGGACGUGGAUCCUCCACUACAACCUCUCCCUCGGCCUGCAGGUCCGCAACCCCAACAAGCGCAUCGCCCUCCACUACCGCGGCGUCGUGGCGCAGGCGCACUUCCAGGGCCAGCAGUUCGGCCACACCGCCCCGCCGGACUUCUUCCAGGACACCAGCGAGACGAGCACCCUCGACCUCGCCUUCGCCGGUGAGAGCCCCAUCGUCGGUGGCAUUGCCGCGGCCGCCUUCCGGAGGGAGGCCGCCGAGGGGGCCAUCUUCUCUGUGGACGUCAAGAUCAGCUCGCACAUGAAGCUCAAGGUUUGGGUGCUCAAGGUACCGGGGCCCAAGACCAAGAUCGAUUGCCCCCUCAGGCUCCAGCGACGGGAUGUCGCCCAUGGCCAACGCCCGCCGGAGUUCCACCAGACGGAAUGCAGGGUCACCUUCUUCUGAAUCUGACCGCUCGCUCCGGAUUCCACCUUAGAGUUCGUUGCAUGCAUGCAUUCUUGCUGCAUCUGAUAUUUUCCAGCAUCUCUACCUACAUGCUGGUGGCAAUAAUCCUCUCGUCAUCAUUAAUUAAUUAGAUAGAUAGAUAGAUAUGUUUCGCUACAUUGUUUAUGAGAAUAGAAGAACACAGAUUUAUUGCUAGAAGUUACAACAACAUAUAUAUAUUUUUCGUAU